AUGCAGGUGCAGACGUUGGUAUUCGUCAAGCAAGAAAUGGACGAUAAUGCAGCGCUUGGGAAGCGGCCAGACUCUACGGAGAUCCUGCAAGACAUCGAUGCUGCAGACAAGAAGACUGCAAGCGCCGCCGGCGACAAGCGGCACGCGUGCGGGCAGUGCGGCGAGCGCUUUCCCCACUUCGAGACGCACACGGGCGAGAAGCAGUACGUGUGCGCCGUGUGCGGCAAGGGCUUUGCGCACGACUUCAACUUGAACCUGCGAUACGGGAAGGGCUCCGCGCAGGCCUGCAACUUGAACCUGCGAGUGAGGUCGCACACGGACGAGAGGCCGUACGUUUGCGAGGAGUACGGGAAGGGCUCCGCGCAGGCCUGCAACUUGAACCUGCGAUACGGGAAGGGCUCCGCGCAGGCCUGCAACUUGAACCUGCGAGUGAGGUCGCACACGGACGAGAGGCCGUACGUUUGUGAGGAUUGCGGGAAGAGUUUUCCCGGCUGCUCCGACAUGAAGAGGCACGCCAGGACGCACGCGGGCGAGAGAACGUACGUGUGCGACGAGUGCGGGCAGGGGUUCACGCAGGUGGACAGCUUGCACGUGCACGCAAGGAAGCACACGGGGAGAGGCC
Messenger RNA from Lethenteron reissneri (Far Eastern brook lamprey), 622 nucleotides. Its product is annotated as zinc finger protein 239-like. The record is from RefSeq and is a predicted model, not a curated record. Gene Ontology annotation, molecular function: DNA-binding transcription factor activity, RNA polymerase II-specific. Gene Ontology annotation, biological process: regulation of transcription by RNA polymerase II. Gene Ontology annotation, cellular component: nucleus. NCBI's taxonomy places the organism in Eukaryota, Metazoa, Chordata, Hyperoartia, Petromyzontiformes, Petromyzontidae.